Lutra lutra (Eurasian river otter) is the source of this 3358-nucleotide messenger RNA. RefSeq names its product putative MORF4 family-associated protein 1-like protein UPP (gene MRFAP1L2). The transcript has 2 exons. The record is from RefSeq and is a predicted model, not a curated record. NCBI's taxonomy places the organism in Eukaryota, Metazoa, Chordata, Mammalia, Carnivora, Mustelidae. Bases 592 to 939 code for a protein of 115 amino acids.
CCCCAUUCGUGCUUGCUUGAGAGAGAGAGCGCGGCACAAGCAGGGGGAGCAGCAGGCAGAGGGAGAGGAGAGACAGGUUCCCCGCUAAGCAAGGAUGCCUAUGUGGAAGAGCCACCGCCCGCGAGCCUAGAGCCAGCGAGGGUUGGAGGGCCGCCAGGGCGAGUCCCGAAGCCCGACGCCGAGCUCGCCACCUCGGUUCUCGCUGCGCAGAGGGAUGCUAGCAGGGCCCACCGAGCCGGUGACUUGGGAUUCAGAACGUUAGUAGCUCGAGCAACCGGCAGUAAGCGCCAGCCAGAGAGGAGGAGGCAACCCACACCAGCGCAGGGAGAGCGAUGUCCGCACGUACAGACGGCGCCGGGCGCGGGGUUGGCGCAGCGCGGCCGCAAGGGAGCCCCGCCGUGUCGUAAAAGGGCCGUACGUGAGCGCAGCUCUGGAGGACGGUGGGGUCCCAUCUCGGACGCCGUGUCUGCGGUGCGGAGUGCGGCCAACCUGUUGCUCGUCACGGCGAGUUCGGCCCACGGGUCCGCGUUCGCUGCCAGCCUGCCGGCCUCUCAGAGGCGGUGACCCGGCCGCGGGGGCGGGGGCGGCGCUAUGCGAACGGCGGAAGUGGACGAGCGGCGGGAGCCCGAGCGGCCUCGUGGCCGCACCCCAAGCCCCGCGCGCCCGGACGUCGCCGCCCUCGAGCGCGAGCGCGUGCGCGCGCACCUGCGGGCCCGCCGGACGCUGCUGGAGGUGGCGAACUUGCUGGACGAGCUGCAGAGCGCGGUGGACACCUCGGCCGAGGGUGUCCGGGGCCCCGGCCGCUAUGUGGCCGGCGAAGCGGAGGAGCGGGUGCUGCAGCUGUGCGAGAAGGCGGAGAGGAAGGCCGCCGAGGCCGCGCUGGUGGGGCGGAGGAUCGUAGAGCUCCACCGGCAGAUAGACCGCUGCGGGUGCUCCUGAAGGACGCGGGGGCGGUUCCGAAGUAUACUCUUGUGCCUUGCUUUUUUUUUAUGCUUCCUGGAAUCUGGGGAUGCUUGGAAGAGGCUUGAGGUCAGAGUUCUGCAAGACAGAAGACACUGCCUGGCUGCAGCUGCUGAAAGGAAAGCCCAGACCGGCCAAGGAUGUGGAUGCCGCUGCUUUGGAUCAGAUUGAGAAGUCCCUGGAGGGUUGUUGGGCAUGAAGAGUGGUGGCGUCUGCAUUUUCGGAUUCUGUAGUCUGUCAGAUCGAAGGAGGAGAGUUGUGUUCUUUUCAUUUUUGUUUGCUUGUUUCUUUUUUUCAGAAAUGUAAUUUUUCUGUGGCAUGUUAACUGGUGCACAUCUUGUAACCUGUCUGGUGAGUAACCUAGAAUAAGGGAUGAGUUCUAGGUGCUGUGUGUAUUGGCUGACUUUGGGGCACACUUUUUUGAUGUAAUCAUGCAUUUCAGGAGCUUCUCUGCCACAGCUGCCUGUGACAUGUGCAUGGCCUGAAGGGUUUGGGGAGGGGAGCAUGGGUCUGACCCUGGCAGGCCCAGAAUGAUAGCAGGAAGCUUCUUCCAGGCUGAGAUGAUAUCCAGUCUUGGUCCUCACAGGUUGAGAUCAGAGCUCUAGCUUUCUUUGAUAAAGUUCAGUUGCCUGGAAAAACAAAUGCUGAAAGCCAGUUUUUAGUGCAAAUAACCAAAGCCAUUGACUUGGCCAAGAAAAGGUGAGAGGAAUAAAUUCUUUUCAGAAUAAAAGUUUCUCUUUGAUUGUCGUUAUUGUCAAAUGAAUGUCCAUUGGGAAUGUGCUCAAAAGCCUGGAGGCCAGAGAAGGGUUUGGUCUGUAGGGACUGUAACAGGAGAGGAGAGAAGAUACAGCCUCAGGAAAGCAUUUGGGCUGGCCUCUGCCUUCAGAGCAAUUCAUUCAGUCACUUAACAUUCACCGUGACCAUGGGCUCCUCCAGAGUCUGCCAGACACUAGGAAUUUCCAGGAGAGAUGAUCCAGUGGGUUAAGACAGCUCUUGUUAAUGUAAAAUCACAGUACAGCACCCCCGGUGCUGGUCUUUGGUUUGCCACAUAAGCUGGGUGCCUGCGGAUGGCUGGGGUGCAUCGGUGGGCAAAGUGCAAGCCUUGGAUCUGACAUUUGUAAGCUUAGAGCAGUGCCCCGUCAUGCUAAGGCAGGAAGGAAACUGUAUGUCAGGUAGUGGUAAGUUCUAUAGAAAAAAGAGGAGGAGUAUUGAGGAGGGAGGGGUUGCUGUUUUAUAUAGGGUGGUUGGGUGACAUACCUGAUGCAGCGACACUGGGGCAAAGAGAAGUGUGGAAUGAGUUGGGGCUGGAGCAAGGGUGAGGUGGGGAGGCAGGGCACAAGCAGCUGGGGGUGCUUGGGGUACAGUGGUCCCUGCAGGUGCUGGCGGGUGUGUGGACUGCGUUCUGAAAGUGUUGCUAAGGCAUGACGCCGGUGCGCAAGGAUCUAGCUGUGGUCCUGAGGCUCAUGGCCUGAGCACCUGUUGAGGCUAGCCAUGUCGUUCGCCAAAUGGGGGCAGUUUUGAAAGGGUAAGAUGGUCCUAGUAGUAAUGUGGUUUGUGGUCCCAGGCUUGCUGCUGGCAGACAAGGAGAUGUAGGUACCCUUUGCUUGUACUGCAGUGGGAGCACUAAAGAGGGAGUCCACUGAGCAUUGGGGAGUGUGGGAAAGCUUUUUGGACCGAACGACUCUUAGUCUGGGCCCAGAAGCUUGAGCUCAGCCUCCCGAACGGCACCCCAGGCACAGGGAAUGGGCAUCUCAGAACCAAUUCUGGGAGUCUCUCAGGAGGUCGAAAUGGGACAUGGUAGGGUUUGUGGGUGUUUGCAGGGCACAGAGAGGCAGGAAGGGAGGUGGGCAUGGUUGUAGAGGUCUGCUUAUGACCUGGAAGAGGUUAAACUUGAUCCUGUGAGUCCCUGCUUCUGCCUCUGCGGUGUUUGUGCUCCUGGCUGGCCUGCACGUGCCAUCAAGUACUUCGUACCAGGGCAUAUGUCACCGUGUUCAGAAUAGGGUUCCCGAAUGUGUGACAGCAAAGAUACUGUUUAAUUUUUAAAAUGACCUACCCACGGCAUCUGGGGGGCUCAGUUGGUUAGGCAUCUGCCUUUGGUUCAGGUCAUGACCUCAGGGUCAGGGGAUUGAGUCCUGACUCAGGUUUCUUGCUCAGUGGGGAGUCUGCUUCUCCCUCUGCCUCCUGCUCCGCCUGCUUGUGCUCUCUCUCUGACAAAUAAAAUCUUAAAAACAAAACAAUGUGAAUAAAAUAAAAUGACCUACCACUCACUAGAGUCACAACCGGGGCUGCUUCGGGCUCUGUCCCGAGCCCCUAAAGCAGUGCUGUUCAAACUUCAAGUGUGGGGGUGCCUGGGUGGCUCAGUGGGUUAGAGCCUCUGCCUUCAGCUCAGGUCAUGAUC